AUGGAUCUCCUCCAAGUUAUGAAGGAGUUUCAUACUCAUGGGAGAAUACCUAGAGGGGGAAAUUCAUCCUUCAUUGUGUUGAUUCCAAAAAAGGAGGAGGCUUGUUCGUUGGAUGAAUUCAGACCGAUCUCUCUCAUCACCAGCCUGUACAAGGUCAUGGCUAAGAUACUUGCAAAUAGGCUUAGGUUGGUCAUGGAUUCUAUUGUUUCAGACAACCAGAGUGCCUUCAUUGGCGGCAGAUUCAUUCUUGACGGAGUGGUCAUUCUCAAUGAGGCGAUUGCAGAGGCAAAAAAGAGGGGCAAGGGAAGGAUCGUUUUCAAAAUCGACUUUGCGAAGGCAUAUGACUCUGUGGAAUGGGACUUCUUGGAUAUCAUGAUGGAUAGAUUAAAUUUUGAUCCCCUUUGGAGAAAGUGGAUUAGGGGCUGUAUUUCUUCGGCUUCGGCAAAUGUGUUGGUGAACGGCUCCCCAUCGGGAGAAUUUUCUUUAGAGAGAGGACUUCGUCAAGGAGACCCCCUUUCCCCAUUCCUCUUUCUUAUCGCAGCAGAGGGUCUCCACUCUUUGAUUAGCAGAGCAGUUGAUCGUUUUCUCGUUCAACCGGCAGUCAUCGGAAGAGAGAACUUAAAGAUUUCACAUCUGCAAUACGCAGAUGACACAAUUUUCCUCUUAGGGGAUGAUGAAGAUAAUGCAGGGGCGGUGAAGAACAUUCUGAAAAUUUUCCAACUCCUCUCAGGUUUGUCUGUUAACUUCAACAAGAGCACCUUGCUGGGGAUCGAAGUUGAUGACAGUAAAGUUGAAAGAAUGGCGGUGGUCCUGGGUUGUAAAGUGUGGAGAUACUUGAACGGGGAAGGAAGGAUAUGGGCUAGAGUGGUGAGAUCAAUUCAUGGUGAGGUCGAGUGGGGGGAUCAGGGGCCUAGAUGUUCGGGGCUAGGUAGAUCCGGUUUCGGAUGGUGGCCGAAGAUAGUGGCGGUGGGGGGGGACCAGAAUUCUGCUUGGUUUGCUGAAAAGGUCAGACGUAAGUUGGGGAACGGAGGGAGUGUUAAGUUCUGGAGUCACAUUUGGGCUGGUUCGACACCUCUUAAACAUGCUUACCCUAGACUCUUUCACAUGAGCACUAACAAAGAAGCGAUGGUUAGUGAAAUGGGAAAGUGGGAAGAUGGGCGAUGGGAGUGGAAGUUUAACUGGAGAAGGGAACUAUUGGAGAGAGAGAAGGCAGCAGUUGAGGAUUUCCUUCAGUUUAUCACUAACUUUGUUCCAAGCGCAGGAAUCCUUGAUAGCUGGAGUUGGUGCGGUGCAAAGGACGGAUGUUACUCAACGAAGGAGGCGUAUGAAGCCAUUAGAGAAACAAGGAAUGAAGUGUCAGUUCAACCCCCUCUCGAGGAAAUUCUGCAAAAGGUUUGGGGCAUGGCGGUUCCCCACAAAGCAAUGUUUCAUCCGCCCUUCUUGUGUCGCCUCACAUUUCAUACAGUUCGUCCAGCUCGGAAAGGGGAAGAGGUCGGAAAAGUUGUUAGAAGCUUUAUGGAGUUGCACGUGUUGGCUGAUCUGGAAGUGGAGAAAUGA
Molecule: messenger RNA, 1557 nt
Organism: Salvia miltiorrhiza (redroot sage)
Lineage: Eukaryota; Viridiplantae; Streptophyta; Magnoliopsida; Lamiales; Lamiaceae
Exons: 3
Coding region: 1-1557 (518 amino acids)
Source: RefSeq, a predicted model, not a curated record